Salpingoeca rosetta is the source of this 1896-nucleotide messenger RNA. RefSeq lists its product as uncharacterized. The record is from RefSeq and is a predicted model, not a curated record. Gene Ontology annotation, molecular function: protein binding. The transcript has 3 exons. Gene Ontology annotation, cellular component: kinesin complex. Lineage: Eukaryota; Choanoflagellata; Craspedida; Salpingoecidae. The coding region runs from base 43 to 1890 and encodes 615 amino acids.
CACGAACACAAUCAGAACGCCAGCCACAAGAACAAAACAGGUAUGUCGCAGCCAUCGCAGCAGCACCCACUGCUCAACACGACGGGCGUCUCGGCCGCGUUUCUGAGAAGCUUUCUGGACGACAUCAAGAGCACUUUCCCAGAGGACUACGGGCUGCUCACCACCAAGGACGUGUGCGACAAGCUCAUUGUGCCACGGACCAAGGCCGCCAACUGCGCCUACGUGGACAAGCUCAAGGAGGAUGCGCCGGACACACUUGGACGAGCCAACAUCUUCGUGUCGCAUGCGUGGCGGUACAAGAUAACGGACGUCAUCGCCACCAUGCUGGAGUUUGCUGCAGCAAACAGCGAAGAUACCUCCUUCUUUUGGCUUGACCUCUUCGUCAAUAACCAAAACAUCGCCCUAAACCUCCCACAGGACUGGUGGAGCACCACGUUUAAGGAUUCGAUUACAUCGAUUGGACACUCCCGUCACAGGAGCGAUCCCAUCCCGCUGACGCGUGCGUGGUGUCUGUGGGAAAUCUUCUGCGGACUGAGCCAGGACGGGGUGCGCCUCUCCAUCCAGCUGCCAGGCGCCGAAGAGCAGGAGCUGAAGAAGGCAAUCCUACAGGAGUCGAGUGCGGUGCUUGAUGCUCUCGUGCGCGUGAGAGCAGAGCGAGCUCAGGUAUGGAAUACCAAUGACAAGGAAAUGAUCUUCAAAGCCAUUGAGGACAGCGUCGGCUUCACUAUCCUCAACGAGAAGGUCAAGGACCAGAUGCGCGCGUGGUGUCUGAACAAGGUCGUGCAAUUUGUGGAGCAGGCCAAGAAGGAGUGCAGCGUCGACCCUCGCGUUCGCGCCCUCCUCUGCAACCGUGCGGGCAACAUUCUGCACCGCUUCGGUGCCUCGCAGCAGGCCGCCGAGUACUUUCGCCAAGGGCUCGACCUUGACCGUGAAACGCUUGGGGACAGUCAUCAAGACACCGCCACAUCAUACGCGAACCUGGGCAGUGCGCUGGAUGCCAAUGGCGAUGUGGAAGAAGCCAUGCGGUGCUUCCAGCAGUGCUUGGACAUUCAGGUGGACACCAUCGGAAAGAAGCACGAGGACACGGCUGCCACGCUGGUCAAUCUUGGCGGUAGCUGCACGGCCAAGGGAGACUAUGACAAAGCCAUCCAGUACUACAUGGAUGCCCUCACCAUCCAGCAGCAAGUCCUGGGCAAGGAUCAUCCGGCUGCAGCAACCACCUUGAACAACCUUGGACGAGCCUACAGCAACAAAGGCGACCACGACCGCGCCAUCCAGUUCUACCAUACCUGCCUCAAGAUUCGCCUGCCCAAGCUCGGCGACAAGCACCCAGACACCGCCACAGCCUACAGCAACAUUGGCAGCGAGCUCAAGGAGAAGGGCGAGUACGAAAACGCAGUGAAACACUAUGAGGACUGCCUCAACAUCCAGCUGGUCACGCUCGGUAAGGAGCACCCUGAGACCGCUGGCACGUACAACAAUCUUGGUCUUGUCUACAAGGCUCAGCAAGACUACGAAAGGGCCGUCGAGAACUUCCGUACGUGCCUGCAGAUUCAGCUGCGCACACUGGGUACAACGCAUGCCAACAUCGCUACAUCCUACAACAACCUUGGCAGCACCCUCAAGGCCAUGCGCAAGUACGAGGAGGCCCUCGAGUACUAUGAGAAGGCGCUGAACAUGAAGAUCUCCACUGUUGGCGAAGAUCAUCCUAGCACGGCUGUGUCCCUGCUCAACAUCGGCCGUCUGCACCAAGCAACUGGCAAGAAGGAGCGCGCAAACGAGUACUACAAGCGCGCACUCAGGGCGUUUGAGGCCACACUGGGAGCAUCGCAUCCGCACACAGUCACUGCCAGCAAGUUUCUUGCAGAGACAGCAACCAAGAGCAAGUAACACGCC